Molecule: messenger RNA, 2899 nt
Organism: Tachysurus vachellii
Lineage: Eukaryota; Metazoa; Chordata; Actinopteri; Siluriformes; Bagridae
Gene: strbp
Product: spermatid perinuclear RNA binding protein
Exons: 19
Coding region: 341-2419 (692 amino acids)
Cellular component (GO): precatalytic spliceosome
Molecular function (GO): single-stranded RNA binding; double-stranded RNA binding
Source: RefSeq, a predicted model, not a curated record
CAGAGUACGGAGUGGAGGAUCACGUGACCGACACCGCGUUCGGGACUCAGAAGAGAGCGUCAGUGAGACACAGACGGACUGAGGGGAAGACGGGACCCGGUGGUUUAUCCGUGUGUGGAGACGGAACGCGAGGCGCUCGAGGUCGUGUCCCUCUGUUAGGAAGCGAAACAAAGACGACGACAAGGACAAAGUGUCUGGGUGGUGUAGGGUGCAGCGGGGGGGCUGAGAGGCAAGCACAUGAGGAAGGGGCAUCUGGAGUCCCCUGUCCCCACACACAGCGCUUGCACACAAGCACACACAAGCACAACACAGUUAAAGGGAGACACACCCACCAGCAGCCAUGAGGUCCAUCCGCUCCUUCGGAAACGACGAUCGCCACGUCAUGGCAAAACACUCCACCAUUUACCCGUCCUCGGAGGCACUGGAAGCCAUACAGAGCCUCGUCUCUACCGUCGAGUGCGCUCUCAAACAUGUCUCCGAUUGGAUGGACCAGUCGCAGGCCAAGCAACCAAACCAGUCGGGUGGGCAGGAGGAGGAGACGGAGGCCAGCACUGACGAAUCAGCAGAGGAAAGCACCAAUGAGGGCAGUAGUAGCAGCAGCAGUAAUGGAGGUGAUGGCAGGGUGCUAUGUGGGGUGAUGCGGAUUGGCCUGGUGGCUAAAGGGCUGCUCAUUAAAGAUGACAUGGACCUGGAGCUUGUGCUCAUGUGUCGAGAGAAACCCACAAACACACUGCUGCGGACUGUCUGUGAUAACCUCCCAGUACAGAUGGAGAAAAUAACAGAAGAGAAGUAUGAGGUCGAGUGCAGUAUCCCUGAGGCGGCCAUUUUAAUUUGCAGUACAACGGAGCCCAAACUCACACUGAAGGUCACACUCACCUCUCCACAGAUCAGAGAGGAUGGUGAGACAGGAGAGCAAGAGAGCGUUGUUGAGGCGAGCGAGCCGUCGGACCUGCUGGAUAGACAGAGGUGCCUGGUGGCGCUGGCCUCUCUGCGACAUGCUAAAUGGUUCCAGGCGCGAGUAAACGGCUUAAAAUCAGGAGUGAUCGUUUUACGGAUUCUGAGGGACAUGUGCAACCGAGUGCAGGCCUGGGAACCUCUCAAAGGAUGGCCGUUGGAGCUGCUGUGUGAGAAGGCCAUCGCAACAUGUAACCGGCCGCUGGGAGCAGGAGAGGCUCUGCGCCGGGUCAUGGAGUGUCUCGCCUCCGGGAUCCUCCUCCCAGGUGGACCGGGGCUGCACGACCCGUGUGAAAAGAAACUGACCGACACGCUGGGAGCCAUGACGGAUGAUCAGGCGGAGGCCAUCACGUACAGUGCACAGCACGCCCUCCGGCUGAUGGCUUUCGGUCAGAUAUACAAGGUCUUAGAGAUGGAUCCACUUCCGUCCAACAAACCCUCAUCAAAAUACCCCUGGUCUGAAAAAGAAGGUUCAGGGCUAAAGAGGCCCUACGAGGACGGCCUGAUGGACGACAAGGACCUCAUCAAGAAGAUGAAACGCAACCUGAGAAAAGUUUUAGACAGUAAAGCAAUAGACACCAACCAGCCCAUGAAUGCCCUCAUGCGGUUGAAUCAGAUCCGUCCAGGACUGCAGUACAAGCUCUUGUCUCAGUCCGGUCCGGUUCACGCUCCGGUCUUUACCAUGUCCGUAGAUGUGGAUGGAACCAUCUAUGAAGCCUCGGGCUCUUCAAAGAAAACGGCUAAGCUGCAUGUAGCUGUUAAGGUGCUGCAGGCGAUGGGAUACCCAACAGGCUUCGACACAGACCUGGACUCCAUGAGUGCAGAUGAGAAGUCGGACAGCGAGGGCAAGAACGAGACAUCGACAUACUUGAGCAAUAACACAUCACACUCCACAGACAGCUCCAGCACACUGGAGGUGCGAACUCAGGGUCCUAUUCUGACAGCGAGCGGUAAGAACCCGGUGAUGGAGCUGAACGAGAAACGUCGAGGCCUCAAAUACGAGCUGAUCUCCGAGAGCGGAGGGAGCCAUGACAAACGCUUCGUCAUGGAGGUGGAGGUCGAUGGACAGAAGUUCCGUGGCGCAGGACCUAAUAAAAAAGUAGCCAAAGCUAGCGCCGCCCUCGCUGCUCUGGAUAAACUGUUCUCUGGACCCAAUGCUGCCAGCAACAAGAAAAAAAAAAUCAUCCCUCAGAAUAAAGGAGUGAUUGCGGCUGCGGCGGCCGCCGCCUCUGCUGUUGCAGCUCAAGCUGCUCGAGGAAGAGGAAGAGCCGCACUGGCAAGAGGAGCCUUCGUCAGUGCUGCCGCUCCAGGCUACGUCACACCAGGUUUUGGAAGCCCGUACGGCUACAGCGCUGCUGCUCCUGCCUACGGUGGUCUUUUCAUUGACAAUCCCUUUUACCAGCCGCGGACCAUCGCACCUUUUAUUAUUCACUUGGGUCCUCAAGAUCUCUUCUCUGACUUCUAGAACCAUCAGGUUGUGUGGCUCUAAAGUGUCAUGUACCGCUCCAGGCUCUCUCUCUCUCUCUCUCUCUCUCUCUCUCUCUCUCUCUCUCUUUCUCUGUCUGUCUCUCUUUCUGAAUAUCUCUCUCUCUCUCUCUCUCUCUCUCUCUCUCUCUCUCUCUCUCCCGCACAGAAACACCCUAAAAUCUGCACACACUCCUUUCACCCAAAAACACAAGCAGCUCGUAAUGAAAGCAAUACCUGAUUUGUUCGACCUCGGCUCACUGCAGAGGACUUUUGGCAAUACACGUGAACUGAUUUUUAUUUAUUUAUUUUUACACGGCUUGAAGCUUUUCCACAGAUGAUGUGAAUGUUCGGUCUUUAAUCUGGCACUGCAGUAUAUUAUUUGUCACUGUAUAUUCGCGAAUGAACGUGUGACUAUAUUAUAAAUAUAUACAUAUAUAUGUAUGGUAUAAACUCUACUAUAAAUAUAUAUGUGUAGAUA